Drosophila yakuba is the source of this 1253-nucleotide messenger RNA. Its product is annotated as methylglutaconyl-CoA hydratase, mitochondrial. Gene Ontology annotation, molecular function: enoyl-CoA hydratase activity. Bases 90 to 989 code for a protein of 299 amino acids. Lineage: Eukaryota; Metazoa; Arthropoda; Insecta; Diptera; Drosophilidae. The record is from RefSeq and is a predicted model, not a curated record. Gene Ontology annotation, biological process: fatty acid beta-oxidation. The transcript has 2 exons. Gene Ontology annotation, cellular component: mitochondrion.
CACUGGCCGCAACAGCUGUUUUCUGCCGGUCGUUUUAUAAUCACCCAAUUGCCCUUUUCGCUUUAUUUUUACCUGCUUUCAACAAUAAAAUGUCAAUGUUAAUAAAAGGAGCGUCUCAAUGGGCUCGACAGCUAACCCGGCCACUGGUUGCAUCACGCAAUUUCGCCGCGGCGGCGCCUUAUGGCGAUGGAAGUGAAGUUCUCGUGGAGCGUUUGGAUGGACCUCGGCAGGGGAUCUCAGUUAUUGGCCUAAACAGACCAGCAGCAAAGAAUUCCUUCAGCCGGGGAAUGGUGGAGACCUUCAACGAUGUCCUGGAAGAUAUCAAGAAGGAUAAUGGAUCGAGGGUGGUUGUAUUGAGAAGUCUUAGUCCAGGAAUCUUUUGUGCCGGAGCGGACUUGAAAGAGCGCAAAGGCAUGAGUCCCGAGGAAGCCACAGAAUUUGUUAAAGAGCUCAGGGGCCUGCUCAUUGCCAUUGAGCAGCUGCCAAUGCCCGUAAUCGCCGCUGUGGAUGGAGCUGCUCUUGGUGGAGGUCUGGAAAUGGCUCUGGCCUGUGAUAUUCGCACUGCUGCUAGCGACACGAAGAUGGGUCUGGUGGAGACAAGGUUAGCCAUCAUACCAGGAGCCGGUGGCACCCAACGACUGCCCCGCAUUCUGUCCCCUGCUCUAGCGAAAGAACUCAUCUUCACGGCCCGAGUGUUCAAUGGAGCAGAGGCGAAAGAUCUGGGUUUGGUCAACCAUGUGGUGGAACAGAACGAAUCCAAAGACGCCGCCUAUCAGCAGGCACUUAAAUUGGCAGAGGAAAUCCUGCCCAACGGGCCAGUGGGCGUGCGAAUGGCCAAACUAGCGAUUGACAAAGGCAUGCAAGUGGACCUCGCCACUGGGUACUCCAUCGAAGAGAUCUGCUACUCGCAGGUGAUACCCACUAAGGAUCGUCUGGAAGGACUCGCCGCUUUCGCCGAGAAGCGGAAGCCCGUAUACAAGGGAGAGUAAAUAGAUAGCAAGCCACUCCCCUAACAUUAAGCUGAAAAUUGCAUUUAUAAUUUAACCUUAUAAUGUUAACCUGUUGUAGAAACACUGAAGCGGCAAAGCCCAGUUGAAUUGUUUUUAUAAAAAGCGUUCGAUCCUAUCGAGCUGCCAAAUAACUUUAAUUACGCUAAUUGUAGCUAAACAAAAUUUUAAUACAUGCGAUGACGCAUCUCUAUUUAAGCAUGGGAAUACUAAUUACGGCCAUUAAAUACGACCGAUCGACAUACA